AUGGGAAGAUUUUGUACGAAAGGACAAACUAAAGCCGUUCCUCGACGAAAUUACGGCAGUAGAGAACAAGGCCUGUGGUCCGCAUGGUAUGAGCUUGGCGACAAAGAACCGCAAUCAAACGAGGCAUUGAGUAGAUACAAAGCAGGCCUGUAUCGCACACAUUGGAGGAGUUCGACAGCGAGACACGGGCAUAUGGAAAGCUCAGGGAUCUGCAAGGGAAAUGCAUUUCCAAGCCUUUAUGCCCACGUUUUCAUCCAGGCGCAAACAGCUGAUCCAGCCCUGGCUGGACGACCCGAGUUCAGCAUCUUCGGUAUUUUAAUGGAACCCAUCCGAGGCUUCAUCCUAGAAAACCUCCCAGAUCUUCCUGCCUCCGACGCACCGCCCAAGGAACUCUGGAAGACGAUUGUUCAAGAUGCUGUCUACCCAGCAAACGAGAUCAAUAAGCGAGGUGUGGUCGUGCUUGACUGUAGAGCUGGCAACGCCUUGGCAGAGCACGACACGCAUCGUGUUGUGAUUCACGAUUUUGCCCAGUGCCAAUUCCGCGACGAGGUAGAGGCCAGGUAUGCAGAGCAGAAGGCAGAGGCAAGGAGGGCGACGAAGGGGAAGACAACGGGGGGAAAGCUCAUGAGUGGGAACCGAGCGAUGGUCUGCCCCCCAACUACGAAGAACACGUCCGCUUCCAUGGGAAUCAAUCUGCCAUCGGAAUGCCUCUCACAAGCAAGUUGCUGA
Molecule: messenger RNA, 729 nt
Organism: Podospora bellae-mahoneyi
Lineage: Eukaryota; Fungi; Ascomycota; Sordariomycetes; Sordariales; Podosporaceae
Exons: 1
Coding region: 1-729 (242 amino acids)
Source: RefSeq, a predicted model, not a curated record